Molecule: messenger RNA, 3675 nt
Organism: Malus domestica (apple)
Lineage: Eukaryota; Viridiplantae; Streptophyta; Magnoliopsida; Rosales; Rosaceae
Product: pentatricopeptide repeat-containing protein At5g12100, mitochondrial-like
Molecular function (GO): protein binding
Source: RefSeq, a predicted model, not a curated record
AAAAAAAAAAAAAAAAAAAGGGAUUUAGGGUUUUUGAAGGGUCAAUCAAAAUCCCGACUCCUCCUCCUCUGCGCUCUGCCGUGACUGCACCUCUCCUCCACCUCCAGGCGGUGGCUACUGUGGACUGCUGCUAACUCCUUCCUCAUGUGUGAACUUGGGGGAAUGUCGUAGAAACGAAGGAGACUCUGUUGAAAGUUUGACAAAAUCCUUCUGCUAAUGAAAUUUGGAUUCGAAGUUCAGCCCUUUGCAGUUUUAAUACCUGGGUCCGUAACUGAUUACAGACCGAGACUCUGAAAAGUUGAAAAUGGCAAGACGUGUUUAUCUCCUUCCCAAACCCGUAUUGAAUGCCAUCAACAAACCUCAAAAUCCAAUCUCAGUCCCUCUAUCUUUCAAUCUCUGCACAGACUCUGCUGACAACCAAACUCAUCAACCACAGAUUGAAGGCCCAACAGAGAACCACAACCCCACCAACAUCCACGACCAACAACGCCAUGAGCAAGUCCGAAAACUCCGAGUCCUUCUCCAGCAGGGUCGCUCUGAAACAGCACGGAGGCUCAUCAAGUCUCUCAUUCUCCCCGGUUCACCCUUCUCUUCCCCCACUGAACUCUACACCCUGUUUUCUCUCUCUGCACCCUCCAUGAAACCCACAUUCUGCGACAUGCUUUUAGCCGCUUGUUCAGAGUCUAAGAUGCCGACUGAAGCAGUAGAAUUGUACAGUUUGAUGAGGAAAAGUGGUACACGCCCUUGCUUAGCUUCUGUCAAUGUGAUGCUUGAAUCUUUGGUGACUUCAAAGCAGUUUGGUAAGACCCUUGAAUUGUUUUCGGAGAUUUUCGAGUCAGGUCAGGGCAUUCGACCUGAUAAGUUCACGUAUGGGAAGGCAAUACAAGCUUCUGUAAAGUUAGGGGACCUGGAAAGGGCUGGUCAGCUAGUGAAUUCAAUGAAGAUGAAGCGGAUGAAUCCAGGUGUGUUUGUGUAUAAUGUUUUACUCGGUGGGCUGUGUAAAGAGAAGAAAAUGAGGGACGCACAGAAGGUGUUUGAUGAAAUGAUUGAGGGAAAGGUGACCCCGAAUUUGGUUACGUACAAUACGAUGAUUGAUGGGUAUUCUAAGGCGGGUGAGUUGGAGAAGGCCUUUGAAUUGAGAGAGAGGAUGAAGGAUGAGAAUGUGGAAGCUAAUAUGGUCACAUAUAAUACAAUGCUCAGUGGACUUUGUCGGGUGAAGAGAAUCGAGGACGCGAAAAGGAUUUUGGAAGAGAUGGAAGCUCACAGCUUUGCACCUGAUGGUUUUACUUAUAGCAUACUCUUUGAUGGGCAUUUCAGGUGUGGGGAUGGUGAGGGGUCACUGGCUUUAUUUGAAGAAGCAAUUAGUAAAGGUGUGAGGAUUAAUGGUUAUACUUGUAGCAUUUUAUUGAAUGGCUUGUGCAAGGAAGGAAACAUUGAGAAGGCAGAGGAGGUUUUGAAGAAACUAAUGGAAACUGGUUUUAUUCCAGAUGUAGUGGUAUAUAAUACUAUUGUCAGUGGUUAUUGUCGAAGGGGUGAGAUAGACAAAGCCAUUUUGGCCAUUGAACAAAUGGAAGUACGCGGGUUAAAGCCAAACUGCAUCACCUUCAAUUCUUUGAUUGACAAGAUCCGUGAGACAAAGGAUAUGGAUAUGGCUGAGGAAUGGGUGAAGAAGAUGGCAAAGAGGGGAGUUUUUCCAAAUUUGGAGACGUAUAACAUCCUUAUUAAUGGCUACGGGCAGAUGGGUGCAUUCGAUAAGUGUUUCCAGAUUGUUGAAGAGAUGGAAAAUAAGGGGAUUAAGCCAAAUAUUGUGAGCUAUGGUUCUCUUGUAAAUGGUUUGUGCAAGGACGGGAGGCUUCUUGAAGCUGAAAUAGUACUGAGGGACAUGCUAAGCAGAGGGGUUUUGCCAAAUGCACAAAUAUAUAAUAUGCUCAUUGGUGGUUGCUGUACGGUGGGGAAUCUGAAAGAUGCUUACAGAUUCCUCGAUGAGAUGGCGAAAACUGGGAUAAGUCCAACACUUGUAACCUACAAUGCACUCAUUCAUGGACUCUGCAAGAAAGGACGGUUCAUGGAAGCUGAAGACUAUGUAUCUCAAAUUACAAGUAGCGGUUAUAGCCCGAAUGUGAUCACAUACAACUCCCUAAUUUCAGGUUAUUCUGAUGCUGGAAACACCCAGAAAUGUCUGGAAUUGUUUGAAACUAUCAAGAGUCUGGGCAUGAAACCUACUUUGUAUACAUAUCAUCCUCUAAUUAGUGGGUGUAUCAGGGAAGAUAUGGUAUUAGCAGAGAAGCUAUAUAAUGAAAUGCUACAGAUGGGCCUGGUUCCUGACCGGGUUGUAUAUAAUGCACUCAUUCACGGUUACGCAGAGCACGGAGACACUCAAAAGGCACUUGCUUUGCACUCUGAGAUGGUAAACCAGAAUGUUUAUGUUGACAGGAUGACAUAUAAUAGCUUGAUUCUGGGGCACUUCAAGCAAGGAAAAAUUUCAGAGGUAAAGGAUCUGGUAAAUGAUAUGAAGGCUCAAGGAUUGACUCCUAAAGCCGAUACGUAUAGCUUACUUGUUAAGGGACACUGUGAACUGAAGGACUUCAGUGGUGCCUAUUUUUGGUACAGGGAACUGUUUGAGAGUGGUUUUCUUCUAAAUGCCUCGACGUGCCAUGAACUUACAUCUGGCCUUCAAAAGGAGGGGAGGUUGCGAGAGGCCGAGAUUGUCUGUUCAGAAAUGAGCGCCAAAGGAAUGAAUGACUGCAGCUCUAAUGAGGAAGUGUUUUCUGUUGCCAACGUCUAGGGAACAGAUGUUUGCCGUUCUUGAAGUUCUCCGCACAAGAAUUGGCCAAGAUAUAAGUAUCCCAUAGCGUACAUCUCCGCUGGCAGCCUGGCAUAUCCUUGAAGAAGAGCACAGUAAACUCCAAAAAGGUGUUGGUCAGAUAAGUUCAGAAGUAAUCCGGCAAAGAUUGGCCGGUGGAAGCGAGCAAGGAGCUUUUCGUUGUUUCGUGGACUUGGGAGAGAGUUAUCGAUGUGAAUAAGCUUCGAGCAUCCCAUAUCUUCUCCAUAAAAACCCAAAAAUGUAUGGUGUCCGUAUAAGUUUAUGGUGAAUUUUAGUGCUGUAUACCUUGUUUAUCCUAUUCGUCUUCAAUGUGAAUAAGCUUUUGGAUUGGCGUUCUGAAAAGUUGCGAUCUUCAAAGCUGUUUCAAAGCUCUUCGUUUUACUGGAAAAUGGAAUAUAUGUUGUCGAACGUUGAUGCAUCUAAUUUGAGCAUGGUUUUCUUCUAACCGUCUCCGCGUGCAAUGAACUUGCAUAUAACCUUCAAGACGAGGUGAGGUUACGACUUACCAGAGCUCGGGAUCAUCUGCUCAGAAAUGACGGUCAACGGAAUGGAUGAUCGCAACUCUAGUGGCGAUGUGUUUUCCGUUGCCAAAGACGUAGGGAUCUAUGUUUAGUGUUCGUGAAGUUCACGGCGCGAGAACUGGCCAAGAUCGAUAUCCGUAUAGAAAUGUUGCUAAACCAGUAGCCCGGCAACGAACCUUCAUUUCUCUUCAAGUUUUAUGCUCUCCGGGAGGGAAAGCAAUGCAUCGGGCUGAAGACGGUUUUUCAAGGGCCACUGCAUUAGAAGUGGUCUCUCUGGAUCAUUAGAAGUUCCUGGCUGCAAUGACAUGAAAUGUUGAUGGUUUGCUUUCA